AUGGCCUCAGCCUCAGCAGCCGAUGAAUUAUUCUCCGACGACUCAAGUUUCUACGGCGACGAGACCGUAAAAAAGCAACUCGAAGCCCAAGCUGCGGCAUAUGACCCAGAGCCAUUCUGGGUACAAACCCAUGAAAUCAUGCUAGCAACAAUCCAGAACAACCUGCGCAAUCCCCGCGGGCCUUGCAGGGACGAUUCAUCGGACGUCUCGAUGAGAGAUGCAUCCCCAGAACCGGCUACUGGACAUUGCAAUCAGCGCGGGAAGACCGAGCCCGUGGAGCGAUUCUUAUUGCGGCUUCCGCCAUCCACGACCAAGGUUGCUGACGUAGGUCCCUGGAUUUGGAUGUUUAAUCCGCAUGGCUCGUCGCGGCGAAGCGGGGAUAUACCCACUCUUCUCAGGAAAGGCAGAGAGCUUCUGCUGCAGUAUGAGCAUGAGAGUGUGGUAUUGCGCAAGGCGCAUGAUGAGUCGGGGGCGAAGACGACGGCGCCUUUGACGCGCAAGUUGAAUCCCAUGCGGAAAGAACUGGAGAGGAAUAUUCUUGAUCUAGGGAGGGAGACUGGUGUUACGGAUGGGAAGUGGAUGCUGUUUCCUACGGUUGAUCAUGUGGACGAGGUUUGGAGUACGGUGGUCAAGGCUAUGGAGAAGGGGGAGCUUGGGGAGGCGGCGAAAGUUGCUACUGCUGAUGGAUCUGGGAAUGGGCAGUCGCGGUUGAUUUGCAUUUAUACGUCUGACUUCGGGGAUACUGGGGAUGUUAAGCGGGUGUUGUGUAAGUUGGUUGAUCUUGGGCUCGUUGGGAGGGGUUCUCGGGGGAUUUACUACAAGUGUGAUGCUUUCACUUGUCUUGAGAUCAACUCCAAGAAUGAGUAUGGGCUGAAAGCGAGCAUGUUUUCUAGUCAAGAGGUGCUUGGUUGGAAGUGA
Molecule: messenger RNA, 918 nt
Organism: Penicillium paradoxum
Lineage: Eukaryota; Fungi; Ascomycota; Eurotiomycetes; Eurotiales; Aspergillaceae
Product: DUF1917 domain-containing protein
Exons: 2
Coding region: 1-918 (305 amino acids)
Source: RefSeq, a predicted model, not a curated record